CUCGCCGCCGCAAACCCACGACGAUAAUUUGGCCACCAGUGCCUUUGACCGAUACCACCUCAGUCAAGAUGAAGACGACGUGGAAAGACAUCGCGCCGGUUCCGACCUCGCAGGAAUUCCUUGACAUCGUUCUCUCGCGCACGCAGCGUCGAUUGCCUACUCAGAUCCGUGCUGGUUUCCAGAUUCACCGAAUUCGCGCCUUUUAUAUUCGCAAGGUCAAAUUCACUUCAGAGACUUUCGCUGAGAAGCUUUCAGCGAUCUUGGACGGAUUUCCACGACUUGCUGACAUCCAUCCCUUCCACAAGGAUCUCCUCAACACCCUGUAUGAUGCCGACCACUUCCGCAUUGCACUCGGCCAACUCAACACCGCCAAAGGCCUGAUUGAGACGGUGGCGCGGGAUUACAUUCGUCUGCUGAAAUAUGGACAAAGUUUGUUCCAAUGCAAGCAGCUCAAGAGAGCUGCUCUCGGUCGCAUGGCUACGAUCUGUAAACGAUUAAAAGAUCCGUUGGUAUACCUCGAGCAAGUACGACAACAUUUGGGCCGUCUUCCAGGUAUUGACCCCAACACCCGAACCCUGCUCAUUUGCGGAUAUCCCAAUGUUGGCAAGUCAUCCUUCUUGAAAAACAUUUCUCGCGCGGAUGUGGACGUUCAGCCUUAUGCGUUCACAACCAAGUCGCUAUUCGUGGGACAUUUCGACUACAAGAUGCUCAGAUUCCAAGCCAUUGACACUCCUGGUAUCUUGGACCACCCAUUGGAAGAGAUGAACACAAUUGAAAUGCAGAGUAUCACGGCAAUCGCGCAUUUGCGCAGCGCUAUCAUGUACUUCAUGGAUCUAAGCGAGCAGUGUGGAUACAGUGUGCACGCGCAGAUGGCUCUUUUCCAGAGCAUCAAGCCUCUGUUCGCGAACAAGCUUGUGUUCAUUGUGGUGAACAAGAUCGAUGUGAUGCGACCUGAGGAUCUUGAUGCCGAGACACAAGAGAAACUGCAGGAUCUCUGCAAGAGUGGCAAUGUUGAGAUGUUGCAGCUUUCCUGCACCACCACAGAGGGUUUGAUGAACGUCCGAAAUGCCGUCUGCGACCGGUUGCUGGCAGAACGAAAUGCGCAGAAACUUGCGGCUGGUACAAAUGCUUCUGGUGAAGUCACAGGACGCCUAGGCGAUGUCCUCCGAAGAAUCCACGUCGCACAGCCGAUUGGCGGUGUGACCAGAGAGACCUUCAUCCCCGAGGCGGCGCUGAAGAAGAUCAAAUACGACAAGAAUGAUCCCAAUCGACCCAAGCUCAUGCGGGAUAUCGAGGAGGAGAACGGCGGUGCAGGUGUUUUUAACAUCAAUCUCAAGGACAACUAUCUGCUCGAAAACGACGAAUGGAAGUACGACAAGAUUCCUGAAACUCUCGACGGCAAGAACGUAUAUGAUUACAUCGACCCUGAAAUCGAUGCUAAACUUGCUGCCUUGGAGGAAGAGGAAGCCAGACUGGAAGCCGAAGGAUAUUACGACAACGAAGACGAAGAAGAGCUCGAGGAUGCUGAAGAUGCUGACACUGCCUACAAAGCCGAGCUCAUCCGUGAGAAGCGUCAACUCAUCCGAAAUGCUGCAAAGCUCAAGAAAUCCUCCAUGCGCAACAAGCCCCAAAUCCCACGUUCCAAGAAGGCCAUCGAACUCGAGAAGAUGGAAUCGGCGUUGGAAACGGCCGGAUACGACACCUCUGCCAUCGCCGCUCGCGCCCGCUCGCAAUCGCGCGCCCGUGGCCGCAGCAGGCCACCGACCGAUGCAGGCUCCACCGCCGACGCCAUGGACGUGGAUGGUGCAGAGUUGGACAACACACCGAAGGCGCGUUUCGCGCGCAGCAUCCAGAGCACCAACCGCCGCGACGACGGAAUUUACGAGGAGUUCGCGAGCAAACAUCACGAGGGGUUCACAAGGAGUUCACGCGACACCGUUUCUGCCAAAUGUCUCUUUAGCUGUAAAUGACUUCUUCAAGUGGUCGCGAAUGCGGAGGUCCGGAUGUCUCGUAAUAUUGAUUCCUUAUGUACCUAGGUGGGCAUUGCUGGUAAAGUCAAGCCUCUUCAUCUGUUAGCGGAAGGGCAACAAUAUGGCAAGCAAAACGCUGCGAUUUUACGAGGAGUUCACGAGGAGUUCACGAGAAACCGUUUCUACUAAACAUUCUUUUAGCGGUAAAUGACGACUUGGUCUCGGAUG
This is a messenger RNA of Dissoconium aciculare CBS 342.82, 2198 nucleotides long. RefSeq names its product P-loop containing nucleoside triphosphate hydrolase protein. The coding region runs from base 69 to 1970 and encodes 633 amino acids. The transcript has 3 exons. Gene Ontology annotation, biological process: ribosomal large subunit biogenesis. Gene Ontology annotation, molecular function: RNA binding; GTP binding; GTPase activity. Gene Ontology annotation, cellular component: nucleolus. NCBI's taxonomy places the organism in Eukaryota, Fungi, Ascomycota, Dothideomycetes, Mycosphaerellales, Dissoconiaceae. The record is from RefSeq and is a predicted model, not a curated record.